Messenger RNA from Durusdinium trenchii, 546 nucleotides. The record is from the annotation of a GenBank genome assembly. NCBI's taxonomy places the organism in Eukaryota, Dinophyceae, Suessiales, Symbiodiniaceae.
AUGGAAGCCGGAUCUUCUAUGUUUUAUCCUAUGCAGGUCGUGGAUGGCCGAGUUCAUGCACUCGGAGGAUCCACUUUGAGAGAGGCGUGUGAAAGGCUUCCCGAAGUUUCACCUGGAGUCAAGUGCCCCAUAGGAGAAGCAGUGAUAACAGAUGCAACUGAAGGCUUGAAGGAUUUUUUUGAGCACAUUGUGCAUGCAGCCCCGCCAAUGUACACCUCAACAGAUUGGGAGCACAAGUUGUCAAGGUGCUGGAAGGCCGCCCUUGAGAAGGCUUGGAGCCUUGGCCUUGGAACUUCUCUAAAAGUUGCGAGCCCCUUGCUGGGAGCCGGCGCAUGUGGGGCACCUGUGGAGGAGGCAGCUCAAGUUGCAGCAAGGGCUUUUGUAAAGUGGGCAGCCACUCCAGUGGGAGGAGUUCUGUCUCUGGUCCGCAAACUCAGCUUCAUUGUGCCAUACUUGCAGAACGAGUCGAUUGAGUACAUCCAAUGUGCAGCCACAAAGAUUAGGAAUCGAGAUAGGAGUACCGUUCAAACGUUGCCUGAUUUGUAG